CCUCAGGCUGGGUGGAGCUGGGCACUGGGGUGUUGGUGGCAAUGCUGAGGGGUCCCCACUGCCCCGUCAUGGCAUCUGCUCUCACUGCCCUCCUCCUCGGCUGCUGGCUGGCCGGGCACAGCGGGGUGUGGGGAGAGCCCAGCUACCCCAAACCCAACAUCUCCCUGAGCCCCAGUGGGGGGGUCUCCCUGGGGAGAGCCGUGGACGUCCGGUGUCGGGGGGAACACCAGGGCGUGCGGUUCAUGCUGAAAAAAGAGGGACGCCAUUUCCGACCUGUGGAUUCGAACGGGUUUGAGGUUGUGUUUUGCAUCAGCAACGUGCGCCGGGAGGAGCUACAACUGCUCCUAUCACAGCAGAUCGGAGCCGUUCACCGUGUCGUACCCCAGCGACCCCGUGGAGCUGGUGGUGAGAGAUCCGAACUUACCCAGACCCUCCAUCUCUCUGAGCCCCAUUGUCAGGGGCAGCACCAGAACGUGACGUUCUUCCUGCACAAGGCCGGAGACCUGAACCCGCAGCAACAGAUGGACCCUGCUGGGGACAGGGCCGAGUUCCGCAUCCCCACCGUGGGCCGGCAGCACGGAGGGAGCUACAGCUGCAGCUACCGGCCCCAAUCAGAGCCCUUCGUCUCCUCAGAGCCCAGCGACCCCGUGCAGCUGGUGGUAGCAGGAGGCUGGAUCCUGCUGUGCAGGGAAGAGAAUCUCCCAAGGGAUGAGCCGCUUUCCCAUGAGGUGCUGAGACCCCGGCACAAACCUCCCUGCCCCCAAACACCCCUGCCUCAGAGAAUCCUGCCCCCCCACAGCUCCUCACCUGACAACAGCUCCCCAGGAUUGAACCUGUGAUGCCGUGUGUGAUGUUGCACUCCAUAUGUUUAUGGAAAUAUGGUUGUGUAAAUAUAAUGUAACUGGAAUAUGCUUUAUGCAAAAGGUCUCUUGUAAGGUAUCAUUACAAAGCUUAUGAUCUACUGAGUGUGGUCAUCCCAUUUGUUUGCAUGUAUCUAUUUGUAUGAAUGUAUCAUUCUUGUAUAUAAAACUAGAAAUAUGAAGUUAACUCUGAGGUUCUCUUGUAAUUAUGUAAAGUGUGGACCAUUAAUGGUGGCUUAGAAUCUUGAUGGCUCCCAUUGACUAGGACAAUUGGCUGUAGAUGGUUUAUUUACCUGCAAGCUUUCUUGUGGACCUGGGGGCCAGCCUGUGGUUAAUGAAGAAUGAGGUCUUAUAGGGACAUGUGACCAUGUCACAGGAUACUGGAAUCCAUCUUAAACCUAGUGCUUUUCCAUUUAGAGGGAGGGGUGGGAACCCAGAGAGACAAAGGAUUCCCGCCUUGUGCCAAAGAUAUAAAAGGGGUAGAACCGAACAAAGGCGACCAGUCAUGAGGAAUCCCCUAGUUACCACCUGAGCUGGAACUAACAAGGACAGUACCAGGGAAAGGAUUGGGCCCAGAUUAGGAAGGAGUCUAGUCUGUGAAAGAAGCUUUUUGGAACAUCUCUGAGAGUGAGAGUUACCUGUAUUCAGUUUCUUAAAUGUAUUAGGCUUAGACUUGUGUGUUUUGUUUUAUUAUUAC
Messenger RNA from Malaclemys terrapin pileata, 1557 nucleotides. RefSeq names its product T-cell-interacting, activating receptor on myeloid cells protein 1-like. The transcript is spliced from 5 exons. Lineage: Eukaryota; Metazoa; Chordata; Testudines; Emydidae. The record is from RefSeq and is a predicted model, not a curated record. Bases 42 to 839 code for a protein of 265 amino acids.